AUGGUCGUUGUCAGGCGAAAAACCAGAGACAGCCACCAGACACCACCACAUCAAUCGGCAGCGACGCCGCCAGAGAACGACAAAGCUAAAAACGACGACGAGGGACAAGACGGCGGGAGGAUACCGGUAGAAAGACAGAGACCCGCCGUUGAUCGCAGCGUCAACGACAAGGUGGAAGGCGCGAGUAAACAACCGAGAGAGGAACCGGUCCCUACUAGUAGCCUCCGGUGGUCUCCACGGCACCGAAAGAUGAACUCGUCUACGGUGGCAGCGGAAGGGUCGGGAGAACGGCGUCUAAGUCUCUACGACGUCCUCACCGGGGAGGCGCCGCUACCGCCUACUCGGGGCGGACUGCGGGACACCGCCAGUGCCGAGGCCGCCUCUACUACCCGCAGGGAAGUCGGGCGUGGGCUUCGCAGCGGCGGCAGCGGCGGCGGCAGCGGCAGCGGCAGCGGUAUCGGUGUCGUCCCGCUCGGCGGGGGUGCGCGGCGGGCGUCGAUCUUCGAUCGGAUCGCGGACGUCGUUUUCAACGAGGAGCAGAAGAAACAAGAUCCUGUCGAUGCCAUCGCCGUCAGGAGCGAGCUGGAGGAUGAGUUUCGGGUUUCGUUCCGGGAAGGCGCCAUGGGUAUGACCUUGUCCAUGGAUCCUGACACCAGGGACGCUAUCGUCGGGAAGAUAGUCGAACAGGGGCAGGCGUUUCGAGCGGGGAUCCAAACGGAUGACCUCGUGAUCGGAGUGGGAGAGAACACCGUCAGCAGCUACGGCACCGUGUUGGCCUUCAUGAACAUCAUGGGCCGUCCGAUCGAGCUCCACUUCCGAAAAUCUGACAAAGGCAGCGGCGAUGGCGGCGGCGGCAGCGGUGGCGGACCGAUCUCAGCCUCACACGCCGGCGCCCGGGGUGGUGGCGGGGGCGGGAGUGCGGCGAAACCGGAGGGCUUCCGUGCGACGAAGGCUGGAGGCGUAUCAAAAUCUGGGCCGAUCCGGGGGAAUCUCGAGGGCACCCGCGGGGACAGCUUGUCCAGAAAGCUCAAGGGAGCAGCAGGAGUAAAGAGCGCCGGAGGGAUUGCGCCCCGUUCCCCUAUCUCUCCGCGGAGCCAGGGCAAGGUGUCCGGGUUUAGCGGACUGGGGCGCGAGGUGGCGAGCUCCGACGCUGGCUUCAGCGAAAAGAUGGAGCACGGCGUGGUGGUGACCAAGUACGGCAAGAAGGGCGCGGCGGCUCAGCGGCUGCUCUACCUGGACGGCGUGUCGAUGUCGGUGGCUUGGCGCGACCUCGACGCCCGUUCCCCGGGGCACAGCCGAUCGAGUUCGCUCACCAACAUCAUCAAGGGGAAGAGGGAGGCGUUGGCGCUCGCGCACCUCCUCGAGGUUAUAGCUGGUGACGACCCUGACCCCACGAGACCGUCGGAGAAGGGCUCGGCGAUGCUCCGUGAGCACUGCGACGAGAGCCUUCUAGAGCGAAGCUUCGCCUUGCAGUUUAAAGAGCGAUCUCUGGAGAUGACCUGCGACAGCCACGCCGAGAUGCGCCAGCUUGUGGCUGGUUUCCGUGACCUCCAGAAGCAAUACGGGCGGUGA
Messenger RNA from Ectocarpus siliculosus, 1572 nucleotides. NCBI's taxonomy places the organism in Eukaryota, Phaeophyceae, Ectocarpales, Ectocarpaceae. The record is from the annotation of a GenBank genome assembly.